AGUGACAUAAGAUUUCAGGUUCCCCACAAAUUUUUUCGGCCAACCAAUCAUUGAUCGGAAAUUCCCCACCAAAAUUUUAGUAAAAUAUAUCUGCUUAAUCUUUUCCACCUUGACGGCGAGAAAAUUCUUCUAAAUAAAAAACAACUUACCACAAACGCACCCAACUCCAUUCUCGAUGAUGGACUUCGAUCCUUUCCACAUUUCAACAUUGAAAUCGCAAAUUGCAAGUACCGAAAGUGCUCUUGCGAGUCUUCAAGCCGAAAUCAAGCAAAAGGAGGAAGAGAAGCAAAGAAUGGAGUCUCAGAUAAUUAAACUUAGUGAAAAUAUUGCCUCAAAGGAUCAAACUAUUUAUGAUUUACAAACAAAAAUUCAAAUUCUGGAACAAUCCGUUAUGCAACUAACAAACGGCGCACGUGAAAAGGAAGACGCUAGAAAGAUGGCUGAUUUCUACCGGGAUGAGCUGGAAAAACGUGAAAAGGAAGUGGUUCUGUUGACAAGAGAAAGAGAUAUGUUGAAUUGGAAGUUGAUAUAUGAAGCGUCAUCUGAAAAUGAAGUGCAAGAAGAACGAAAUCAACUUCGGGAAAAGAACGAAAAAUUGACCAAAGAAAAUAGUGGCUUAACCAGCGAAUUAGAACACCUAACCAGGAAAAUCGAUAUCAUGGCCCGGCAAAAUUUGGAACUAUCGAAUGAACUUGAAAAGCGUUCCAAGCGCAGUGAUAAACUGAAAGCCGAUUUUGAAGAGGCCAUUCGAUCAAGAGACAGAGUACGUUCCGAAAUGGAAAAUAUCAAAAAGAAGCUCAUUGAGGUUCAGAAUUCCCUGAAAAAUAAUAUCGCAGUUCCAUCGAUCAAACGAAUGAGUAGAGCGAAAAGCAUCGAAAAACCACCGCCAUCCGUUUCACACAAACCAACAACCACACUAUCCCCCAUGAAGUUGGCACGGUCUGCGUUGAAUAACAAAAUGAAAGAGUCAUCAAGGACCUCUCGUCCUCCUCUGAGUCGCAUGGAGUCAUCUGUAGCUCCUCUCGCACAGGAUAUCGAGAAGAAUACUGUUCGCAAGCUAGUUCGAAACAUUCAGAGCAGCUUCCUAUGCUCGCCGGUUCCAGGGACAAACACAAAGCCAUACAUGCUCGUCCAACCUGAGCAGCCUGACGAGGAGUCCUCUUUCGACUUCCUUUCUAGUGACGAUGUGAGCUCAGCAAGAAAGACUGCAGUGGAAAAUAUUCGCGAAAUUCUAGAAUCGAAGUUGCUAAAUGAUUCGAAAGAGAAGGUGCUCAGUGACACCUCCUCGGAAAAGGAAUUUUUUACCACAAUUAAAGAAUAUUAAAUAAUAUUAUUGCACUCAGCGCAAUUUCAUAUUAUAAUUUAUAAAUACCCAUAGACAUGCAAGAUAAAACCAAAUAAAAAUAGUAUAGGCACAAAUUGAUGAGAGAUUUGAUUAAUAUUGUCAAGUGAUUUGUUGUGCAAUGUUAGUCAUCUUGGUCACCAUUGGAUUGCGAAUAAGUAUCAAUAAAUAUUUUUAUAAACUGA
Molecule: messenger RNA, 1527 nt
Organism: Hermetia illucens (black soldier fly)
Lineage: Eukaryota; Metazoa; Arthropoda; Insecta; Diptera; Stratiomyidae
Product: golgin subfamily A member 2-like
Exons: 2
Coding region: 176-1324 (382 amino acids)
Source: RefSeq, a predicted model, not a curated record